Molecule: messenger RNA, 2268 nt
Organism: Aspergillus bombycis
Lineage: Eukaryota; Fungi; Ascomycota; Eurotiomycetes; Eurotiales; Aspergillaceae
Exons: 3
Coding region: 1-2268 (755 amino acids)
Source: RefSeq, a predicted model, not a curated record
AUGGGUAUCGUUGUUAGCGAGGACGGCAAUGCGAGUGGCCUCAGUGAGCAGCAGAAAAUCGAUAUGAUAGCUGCCGAGAAUGACUACGGACUGGUCAUGGCUACUUUAGAUCAGGUCUCGGUAUUUUUAGGCUCGUGGUGGACAUCAUCUCUUACAGGUCGGAUACAGACAUUCAGAAGUUACACUCAUAUUCCCCUGAUGGGUAUCAUGGCCCAUGAACGUGCUUCAUAUGGCAUAUUGGGGUUUUACUUUGCAGGGAUUCCAGCAUGGGCUCUAUCGACGUGCUUAUCAAUUUGCCGACAUCAUCCUCUUGAGCGCUUAAUUUCCUCAUUGCAAAGUAGAUUUCCUGACAAUGACAUACUUUCGAAACUUGUGCGGUCAUCAUUUACAAUUUUACAUUCUGCGGCUCGGGGGACAUUGCUUGUUCUUGCUAUACAAUCUUAUGUGUAUUCACUCUUACAAUCCCUUCACCUCGUUCAUCCGUAUGGCUUCCCGGGAAUCAGGUUCCUGGCACCUUUGGGAGAACUUACCACUAUAUUAUUCCCACCCUUACCUGCAGCCUUCACCUUGCAGUCCGUGGGCGAUGUCUGUUUGAACUUACUGAAAGCCCCUCCACUUCUCGUCUACCUUUACGUCUAUCUUCGUCCAGUUAUAGAGAUAAGGCUUUACCGGCUAAUUCGCCGACAACUACCAAAACCAACUCUUGCGGAUGAGCUAUCCAUCAAAGUGGCCUUCGAGAAUGACCUCAUCGAUUGGAUGGCCCCAACCCUUGGGCGCAGAUCUGAAGAAGAGAAUCGUCGUAACAAUCUUUCUUUGCUUGAAGAUCUCAUGUGUGAAUUAAAAUUUCUUCAGGGCUGGAUGCUAUCGUGGUUUGGCGUUAAGACGCAACGAACAUCAGCAGCCCCUGAACAAGCUGUGGACUCCCGCCGCAGGCGAGAAUGGCUUGAAUCCUUACCUAUGAGUGUCGAACAACUGCAAAAUGAACGACAAAACCGAACUCGCCGGUUACAACAAGCAGUACCUCCAGCUCCAGAGGAGGUGGUCCAAGCUCAUGAGGCCGCACGCUCUGGUCAACCCAGUACACCUGUUACUGCCCCAGUACCUGAUUCCGGAUUUGACUUCAGCGGUGACCGUGUACUAUCGAAUGAGGACGAUCCGAUUCAUCAGUCACCAGCACAGAUGAGCACUGGGGGUCUUUCAGAGAUGGCUCCACUGGGUCAUACAAGUGAUUUUUCUCCCGCUGUUAAUGGUUCUCCCGCCGUAAACACUGAGGCGCAAGGCGAACGUGAUGCUCACGAAGGCCAGCGGAACUCGCGCUCAAACACCCUUUUCUCUCGACAAUCAUCCCCCGAAACGUCUUCACCAACAUCUCCUCACGUUCGUGCUUCUCUAAUUCACCAGAACUCUGAUAUCAUUACUAUGCAGCUGGAACUCUUGGGCAACCGUAAUGCCCAGAACCAGGGCCAAUUGCGUCCUCGGCCUGGUAAUGACAUUGACUUUCCUACUUCUAAUGGCGAAACAGGCCAUCGCCGCUCUAUUACAGAGCUCCUGGACACAAUCUUGGCUCACCAAAACCAAAGCCUCUCUACGAUUGUCCAUUCAGAUGCCGUGGACAGCGAUGGCCUCUCAAACAUGACAUCAGCUGCAUCUCCUGGAAACGGGGAAGAUGUGCUAGGCCUGGUACCUCAAGAUCAACAACAAGCUCGAGGAACAGAUGAGUUUACCGCUGAAUCUCCUAUUGAAGGGCCGUCGUCAAGCCUUGCCAACAUAUUGCCAGAAAGUGUAGAAGAGCCGCCCAGCCAGGAAGACACUCGUAAUCAUCCCUCCGAAGCGGAGCCAACUGGGGAGAACGAUUUCGAUUCAGGUAUAUACCCUCGUAUAUCUGAUCCAAAUGUGCGCGAAGGUCCUUCGGAAAACACAAAUUCUUCAACUGCCCACCGAAUAACAAUCCUAUCGUCUCAUCCUGUUGAUUCUCUUGCCUCUCACCUCGCGUCGAUGAUUACAACCGUGCUUUUCAUUCCCCUCGAAUCUCUCUACCUUCGCUCUCUUGCUUCAUCCUAUCUGCUAUCUACUGCAUCCUCCGCUGCUGAUGUCCGCGCCCUAGGGGCUUUGGGCGGUGGUGGCUCUCGGUCCGACAUGCUUGCAUACAUGGGUAAAUUAGCUCUUAUGAUGGGGCUGCACGCUGCUGUAAAUGCUGGUGUAUGGGGAGUAAUCUCAGGCACGGCAAUUAGGAUUGGCAGAAGAUUCUGCGGAUGGGGAACACUAUGA